Molecule: messenger RNA, 1506 nt
Organism: Tilletiopsis washingtonensis
Lineage: Eukaryota; Fungi; Basidiomycota; Exobasidiomycetes; Entylomatales
Exons: 5
Coding region: 1-1506 (501 amino acids)
Source: RefSeq, a predicted model, not a curated record
AUGAGAGACACACCAGCCGCCGCCGCGGCGGCGCCCUCGGAGCGCUCGCCGCUGCUGCAGCGCCUGGCGGGGCAGACCGACGUGCAGGAGACGGAUCUCGCGCCGCAGGGGUCUGCACGCGCGGCACCGGCUCGCCAGCUGGCGCCCGACCUGCUGCGCGGCUUCCUCAUGGUCGCCAUGGCCUCCGACCACAUUGCCGUGAUUCUGGGCGCUUACCCGCACGGCACGGCCGUGGCAUCUGAGGCAGCAAGCACGGUCGUGACGCAGUGGAGCGACACGGAGCCGUUCCUGCUGCGCACCCUCACGCACCUCUGCGCGCCGGGCUUUGCCAUGCUGAUGGGCAUGGGUCUGGCCUACUGGAGCGCCAGCCGCAACGCGCGCGGCACGCCUCCGCGGGAGCAAGUCUCGCACCUGCUCAAGCGUGGUCUUGCGCUGCUGCUCGUCAACCAGGUGACGUUCCUGCUGCUCUCGGUGCGCCCGCCGUACUUUAUCGUCUUCAACGCCGUGCUGUGGGCGCUGGCCAUCGACUACGUCUGCGUCGGCGGCAUGACAAUUGCCAUCGAGCACUGGCUGCAGCCGACGCUGGGCCUGCGCUUCGCCCGUCCGCCGCCGGAGCCGCUGCCGUCCGAGGCCAGCAAGGCCAAGGCCGACGGCGAGCGGCACGCAUCGAUGUUCGUCGACGCCGUACUGCUGCUUCUCUCGGCCGUCAGUCUCUGGGCGAACGUGUGGACGAGCGACAACCAAGGCGCCUGCACCGCCGCCGAGGCGCACACCACGGCCGGCUGGCCCGCGUCCGCCGAGUGGUGUCGCCUCGAUGCGCCGCGCUUCUGGUACAAGCUGGCCUUUGGCGUCGUGCAGUGCGUCAACAUCCACGUCAUGUCUGCCUUUCCGCCCAUCGGCUGGCUCUCCUUUGUCCUCUUUGGCCUGCUGUACGGCCGCGUGCUGGUGCGCGCGCGCUGGGCACGCCACACCGUGGGCGUCUUCAACGCCAGCCUGGCGGUCAUCUUCGGCGGCCUCUUCGCUGCGACGCGCCUGCUGCAGUUUGGCAACCUCUCGACGGACUGCCUGCGCACGCCCGACCAGCUGGGUCUGCCGGCCGGCGCCAACCAGUACCUGGCGAGCUGGCGCAGCUUCCUCUACGUGACCAAGUACCCGCCAUCGCCGGCGUAUGCCUUCCUGACGCUUUCGGCUUGCUUUCUGCUGCUGGCGCUCUUCUCGCUGCCGGUUCCGGCGCUGUUCUCGGCCGCGCUGCUGCCAUUCGGCCAGACGCCGCUCUUCUACUACGCGGCGCACCAGAUCGUCAUUCAGCUGCUCGCCUUCGUCAUCAUCCCCUCGCCGCUGGCACACCAGCUGCCGCCAUGGGCGCGCGAGGGCCGCGGCAUCGGCCUGGGCGCCGUGUACUACUGCACGUAUGCUGGCCUGAUGGUGCUGAUGUGGUUUGCGUGCUCGGCGUACGGGCGCUGGAAGAGCAGCAAGGGCGCCGACUCCAUCUGGCGCUUCCUGUGA